Messenger RNA from Komagataella phaffii GS115, 1563 nucleotides. Its product is annotated as Class II abasic (AP) endonuclease involved in repair of DNA damage. The transcript has a single exon. NCBI's taxonomy places the organism in Eukaryota, Fungi, Ascomycota, Pichiomycetes, Pichiales, Pichiaceae. The coding region runs from base 1 to 1563 and encodes 520 amino acids. Gene Ontology annotation, cellular component: nucleus. Gene Ontology annotation, biological process: base-excision repair. The record is from RefSeq and is a predicted model, not a curated record. Gene Ontology annotation, molecular function: double-stranded DNA 3'-5' DNA exonuclease activity; zinc ion binding; DNA-(apurinic or apyrimidinic site) endonuclease activity.
AUGGAAUCAGCACUGCCGCCAGUGCCUGUCAAAUCACAGGCAGCAGUCAGAUUUGUGACCUUCAAUGUCAAUGGGACCAAGACUCUUUGUAACUAUCAUCCAUGGAACAAAAUGAAGAGUUUUGACAAAAUAUUUGGGUAUCUAUUUGCUGACAUAAUUACUUUACAAGAGUUGAAAGUUCAAAAGGAUAAUUUGGAUCAUGAGCUGAAUGAGAUCCCCAACUAUAGGAGCUUUGUAACCCUGGCGACUAAUAGAAAAGGGUAUAGCGGUGUUGGGGUAUUUGUUAGAAUUCCAGCCGAUGAAGAAUCAGAUCAGAUUAAGAGUUGCCUGGCAGUAGUUCACGCCGAAGAAGGAAUUACAGGGUAUUUGAAGAGCUCGCAAUCAACUACUAGCUACCGAGAUCUGAAUAAUAUCGGGGGUUAUCCUGAUAUUUCUGAGGUCUUGGCUAAUGAAAUCGAUUUUCAGGGACGGUGCGUGGUUUUGGAACUAGGGAACAUGAUGGUAAUCAUCUCAGUUUAUUGCUUUGCUAAUUCCAUGGGCACAGAGCAGGGUGAGUUUCAUAGAGUACUGUUUUUGCGUUGCAUCUUGGAGAGAGCUGAAAAAUUGCAGCAAAUGGGCAAAACUGUGGUCAUAAUGGGAGAUAUAAACGUUUCAAGAGAUCUCAUAGACAAUGAGGUUUAUUUGAGAGAGGGUAUUGCGGACAAAUCGUUAAUUCCGCCAAUUAAUAAUGAUGGAGCUCACUUUGAGGAAGCCAACAAAACAGCUGUUCUCCAGUUUCGAACAGCUUCUCAACCAAGAAGUUUACUGAAUUCUUUCAUUAAAGACAAGUAUAACGAUAGCGGGAUUCUUCACGAUACGUUUAGAGAACACCAUGGAAGAGUGAUGCGAUCGUACACUGUUUGGAACACAUUGAAAAAUACAAGACCGUUGAAUAUUGGUUCAAGGAUUGAUCUGAUACUUUGCUCAACGGCACUUUUGAACAAGUUCAAAAAGUGUGAAAUUCUACCUUGGUUAAUGGGUAGUGAUCAUUGUCCAGUGAUAGCAGACUUUGAGCCAGAUGAAUCUUUUGAUAGCUUUCCCUUCUCCAAACAGCCAUUAUCCUUUGAAGCCAGGUAUCAUUACAAAACCCACAAUGGGUGUAAAAUUGAUAGUUUUUUUAAGUCAAGAUCACAAGGCAAAAUUACCCCUACUGGAGUUGCAAAACCUCCAAAAUCAGCGUCCUAUCAGUAUAGGAGCAGAAAGAAGCAGAAUCCGGGAUACUUUAAAUCUUCGAAAAACAAUUUCUCAGACAAAGAGCAACAAUUCUUUUUGGACUCGUAUUCAGAUCAAGAAGCCAAGAAUAAGGAUGGGAGAUCUACAGACAUGGAGUCUUUCAAAAAAAUUCUUUCAGUUGCAGCUGGGCCACCUUUAUGUGACCAUAACGAGCCAUGUGUUCUUCGAGUUUGCAAGAAGGAAUCCAAGAAUAAAGGCAGAAAGUUCUGGUGUUGUUCUAGAGCUCCAAGACCCGACGAAAACUCUAAUAAGCUUGAUGAGUACCGAUGUAAUACUUUUCAAUGGCAAUAA